CAGGAAAGUGAGGAAACCGUUCUCUUUCCGAAUUUAGAAAUUUAAAACUAUCGAUUUCAGCAAUAUUAGUUGAUUGGAAUAUGAAAAAGCUGCAAUCUUUGAAAUGGCUUUUCUACUAUGCAGCGAAAAUAACCCAAUAAUCGAAACUCCUUUGGUUUAUUGACUUCAAUGUCUGCUUAUUUCCGUCUGAAUCGCUUCAAAUUUGUCAAAACCUCUCCCACUUUUUUUCGUCAAUGGAAGAAUGAAUAUAGAAGUAAAACUUUAUCUAGCUUCAAUACUUGUUCUUUUCUCAUUUUCAAAAUCUUCAAGUCACACAGAGAGAGAUAGAAAUAGAAAGUUUGAAUCUUGAUAUCUGAUUAAUUUUAUGCAUUUUGGUGUGUGAAAUAUGUCGGAAAUUUACGGAAGCAAUGAAUCUGAAGACAUGUCGUCUUUCCUUCAAAUUCUUCUACAAAACUCUUCUUCUUCCGCUGCGGCGGCCGGAGGCUUGUUCGGCGGCGGCGGAGGAGCGGUGGCGGAGUCCUCCACCAGCAUAAGUUUCUCUGAUCCCAGCUGCUUCUUCGCUGGUGGGCCCAGAUGCAAGAAUCUCUCUUCCACUUUUGAGGGUGGUGAAGCUUAUGAUACAAUGGUGAAUCCGGUGGCACCUCGUUCUUCGAAGAGAAGUAGAGCUGCUGAAGUCCACAAUUUAUCAGAAAAGAGGAGGCGAAGCCGGAUCAACGAGAAGCUGAAAGCACUUCAGAAUCUGAUUCCAAAUUCUAACAAGACUGACAAGGCAUCGAUGUUGGAUGAAGCCAUUGAAUAUCUCAAACAGCUUCAACUGCAAGUUCAGAUGUUGACAAUGAGAAACGGGUUGAGUCUACACCCCGGAUACUCCCUAGGGUCACUGCAGUCGAUGCUAGCACCACCCUCAGUCGGUCUUGACAUAGACGAAGGCAUUCCAUUGCUACACACAAACAGAGGAUUGGAGUUCUCUAGGGACCAAAACGACGUCUUUAUGCAGACACUCACGAACCACGGUCCCUCAGCCCUGCCAACGCUCGUGCCCUCCACAACAAACGCUGCUAACUCUGCAAUGCUCCCGAGCUAUGCACCCCCGUUGCAGCAGAGCCGCUAUGGACUGGUGGCCUCCACAAAGGAUAUCUGCAGGGACGACACGCUGUCCCGGUUGCAGCUCGAUAUAAGCUGCUCGGGCAACAAUUCGUCGGCCAAGGUGUCAUCACAGUAGUUGUAAGUUAUAAUGAACACAGGAAAUAAGAAUACCAAUUUGAGAGAGGUGAUGUUGUGUCUAGUGAAAUGAUGUCAAGUUAAAGAUCAUUGUUGUGUUUCUUCUUAUUAUUUAAACCUCUCUUUUUUACACAUAAUUGAAGUUUUUGGGUUAAUAUUA
Molecule: messenger RNA, 1381 nt
Organism: Salvia splendens (bonfire salvia)
Lineage: Eukaryota; Viridiplantae; Streptophyta; Magnoliopsida; Lamiales; Lamiaceae
Product: transcription factor SPATULA
Exons: 6
Coding region: 386-1222 (278 amino acids)
Cellular component (GO): nucleus
Molecular function (GO): protein dimerization activity
Source: RefSeq, a predicted model, not a curated record